Messenger RNA from Arachis ipaensis, 2135 nucleotides. RefSeq lists its product as uncharacterized. Gene Ontology annotation, molecular function: protein binding. The record is from RefSeq and is a predicted model, not a curated record. Lineage: Eukaryota; Viridiplantae; Streptophyta; Magnoliopsida; Fabales; Fabaceae.
GAUUAUGAAAGCCUUCCAUUUAUGCGCCACUAGUGUAAUAUUCCUUUUCUUCCAUCAACUUUCAAAACCAUAAUCUUACUAGUCAAAGAAAAUCCCCAUGAAGAAAAAAAGAGUGGUACUUGUAACCAAAACUCCUUACAACACCAGUGAGGAGUCUCACCAAGACCAAGAAGUUUGCCUCAAGCAUUGUUGUUUCUUUUGCAGCAUGAGAGAAGCAGAUGCAUCUCUUAGAAGAGUUGGAAUCUCCAACUGCUUCAAAGAAAUGCCUCUAUGUGAGGAUAAAGAAGAUUAUGAUCAAUAUGUGUUGGUGCUGAGUGAACUAUGGCACAUUGCCAUGACUCAAUCCAACGACCCUGAGUUCCCUUCCCUUGGCAUAUUCAAGUGCAUGGCUAACCUAAUCAACAAAGCUAUAAACAACAAAACCUGGCUUCUCACAAAUCAAAACAUAUACAUACCCUACUAUGCUGCUCAUAUCAUUGGAUCUUACACCAUGAACAAGGAAGAGUUUGCACAAAUAGCUGUGCAAUCAGGUGUUAUACCUCCAUUGUUAGAGCUUCUGAGGGGGAAAAUCAGUUGGGUUGAACAAAGGGUUGCGGUUCGAGCAUUAGGGCACUUGGCCAGUUAUGAAAGCACAUUCGAUUCGGUAUCGGAGUAUGAACAAGAAGUGGUGAAAGUGACAUUGAAUCUAGCAUGUACUUGCUUGGAAGUGGUGUAUUCUGAGUUUGUAGGAGUGAAGAAGAAGAAGAGGGUAGAGUACCACAGGAACUUGCUUACAAGAGGUGUUGGUGAUUUGGAGAUGGAGAACCGAAAAGCUGAGGAAUGGGGUAGCCAACUUCAGUGUUGGUGUAUUCAUCUUCUCAACUGUUUUGCUUUCAAAGAAAGAUGUCUGAAUCUGAUUUGUCAGAAGGAGUUCUUGAAGCAACUUUGCCACAUGUGGGGUGGGUUGGUGAAUCACACGUCACCAGGUGGUGUUGGACUCCUUCGAAUCCUGUGUUACAGUAAAUUUGGAAGGAAAAUCAUUGCUGAGAUCCCAAAAGUAAUCAUCAAUCUCGGUAACAUUUCAAGAUCUUCGGAUGAUUGGCAGUAUAUGGCGAUUGAUUGUCUUUUACUUCUUCUCAAGGACUCAGAUACAAGGUUCAAGGUUAUUGAUCUUGCUGCUUCGUACCUUGUUGAUUUGGUUGAACUUAAAAGCCUUGGAGAUAAAUCAAACGUGGGUGAAACCAUCACAAAAGUGCUGCUACUUGAGGAACAUAAAUUCAACAACAACAGGGACUUGCAACAAGUGCUGAAUUUGAAGGUGUAUAGGAGGAAGAAAGAGAAGGCGUUGUGGGAAGAGAAAUUAGAGGAAAGAAGGGUUUUGGUUGGUUUGAUAAAGCAAGAAGCGAAUCACAUGUUGAGGUUGGGAAAAGUAGAAGAAGCUUUGGUGAAGUACAAUGAAGCACUUGAAGUUUGUCCAUUGAAGUUGAGAAAGGAGAGAAUGGUGCUUUAUAGUAACAAAGCACAGUGCAAUCUUGUGCUUAAGAAUCCAGAAAGUGCAAUCAGUGAUUCAACGAGAGCGCUUUGCCUUUCGAACCCAGCGAACACGCACAGGAAAAGCCUCUGGAGAAGGUCACAGGCUUAUGACAUGAAAGGCAUGGCGAGGGAGAGCCUUUUGGACUGCAUAAUGUUCAUGAACAGUUGCAUCAUCAAGUUAAAUAAUAAUGGCGAUGAUGAUGAUGAUUGCAACAACAAGAAGCAGCACCAGCACCAGCAGCGGAGUCUCAAGAUUCCUUACCACGCAGCGCGCAUGAUCUGCAAACACAUGGAUGCCACGUGGCUCUUUGCUGCUGCACGCUCGUCAAGGCUAAUAAGAGUGAUGGAAAAGAAAAAAAAUCAUCACUCUAAUCAUGAAAAUGAAGCCAACAACUGUGAACUGAACUUCCAUGAUCGUAACAGUGGUGGUCUCAUGCCUGGGUUGUCCACCAUUAAUGAAGAACCUUUUGCGGCAAAAGAAGUGAGUAGGAGAAAGGUGCAGAGGGCACGGAGGAGAAUUAAAAAAGCUAACAUUGCAGCAGCUCGGCCAAUAAUGUAGUUGAUAAUGGCUUGUUAAUCUUGUGCCUCUUCUCAGGUUUUGACCACCAAAGUUACAAAUAUAU